Molecule: messenger RNA, 648 nt
Organism: Polistes dominula (European paper wasp)
Lineage: Eukaryota; Metazoa; Arthropoda; Insecta; Hymenoptera; Vespidae
Source: RefSeq, a predicted model, not a curated record
AUGAUACGAAUGAGAGAUUUUUAUGAACAUACACCAAAAUCGUCAGAAUCAGUACUACUACUACAACUACCAUCAAGUACUUCAACUCUAUGUGCAACAUCAACUUACAGUUCGUCCAAUUGGACGGUACCAACAUUACCAACGAGUUCACGUGUUGCAAUGUAUACUACUAGAUGUCUUCGUUCGAUGACUAUGACAGAUGACCAUGAACGUACUACGGGAGUAUGGGGUUCGCGUAAAUACAUUUGCAAUGAUUGUCAAACGACAUUUACGUUAAAGGCAUCAUUGGUUAGGCACAAAACUUUUGAAUGUAACAACAAACAACAAAAUUAUCAUCGUCAAGGAACAACGAACAAUCAAAAAGUGAUCAUCAGUAAUCAAAGUUGUACGACAACGUUAACAGGUGUAUCAAUUAAAACAACGACUAUUGCUACUGCUCCCAGUAUGGCUGAUAUAUUAGUUGGAAAAAAAAGAUCAACCAGUAGGCACGUUUGUUCUAAAUGUCACAAAUCUUAUGCAUUUUUCACGUCAUUAUGGAGGCAUCAAAAUUACGAAUGCGGAAUAGAACCACAAUUUAAUUGUCCAAUUUGUGCAGCCAAAUUUGCACAGAAAAGUAACUUGGAUCGUCACGUAAAACAUAAACAUUAG